Molecule: messenger RNA, 4262 nt
Organism: Saccostrea echinata
Lineage: Eukaryota; Metazoa; Mollusca; Bivalvia; Ostreida; Ostreidae
Product: repulsive guidance molecule B-like
Exons: 4
Coding region: 460-1836 (458 amino acids)
Biological process (GO): BMP signaling pathway
Cellular component (GO): plasma membrane
Molecular function (GO): coreceptor activity
Source: RefSeq, a predicted model, not a curated record
GUAGAAGAGGCUAUUGAGCAAACUGUAGGGAGGUUAUUUGCACGUGGUUGCGCUUUAAAGAAUUUUUUUCUACAGCACUUCAAGUAUAAGCCGAAUUGAACACAAUGGCCGCAUUAUAAAAUAUGUGGUGAAGUUAUAUAUUAAAUUCCGCGCACCUGCCGGGAAAAUUAUAACUAUAUUAUGACUGAAGCAAAUGGUGCAAAAUUCGACGGUGGCAAAAAUCUGUUCACGUUGGGAUUUGUCAAAAAAAAUUUAGUUUUAUGACAUAUUAUAGUGUGUCAAUUGGAUAUGAUUUUUUCCUCCUUUGAGAGGCAUGCAUAUAAUGAAGUAAACAGCUGAAGUAAUUCUGGGCAAAAGAUUCAGAUAUGUUACUUUCGGUGAAUCAUUCAAGAGAAAAUAAAUUGUGAGAAAUAAAAUGUUUUACUGUUUUGUUGCAACUUGCAAUGAACAGUUAAACAUAUGUUUGUCAUUUUGAAACAGCCCCAGAGAUUCAGAGAGUAUCGGAGUGAACGUACAUCGGCUGGCCGAGUUCCCUCCGUCACAUACGAAUGGAAGGAGGGUAUGGCCUCGCUGUCUUACCCACCUAUGCCCCCUAUUUUGAGCUUGGUGGUUAUUUUCUUAUUGGUAUACUUAAUCGAUACAAGUAAUGGAUGUGGAAUGCAAUUGUGUCAUGAACGUUGGCGGACUGCUCAGAGAGCAGCACAUGGAGGUUUGAUAAAACCACAUAAUGGAGAAGAACCUCUUUGUGUAGCACAUAGGACUUAUUUGGUGUGCCUGAUUGCAGAAGAGGUGAACUGCAAAACCAAUUUGCAAUUUCAACUGACCAAGCGAGGUGUCAUACUCAACAUGAAAAGUUCAAAGUGUAAUGAUUAUGGUGAUACUUUUAAUGUAACCACUGUUGUUAAUGACCCUCUCAUGGAUCCAUGUUUUCCAAAUUCAAUUUGCACAUGUACUUUUCGAAGCAAAAAUCCUAACACUCCAAUAAAAUAUGAACACUGUGGAUUAUUUGGUGAUCCCCAUUUGAGGACGUUCAGGGAUGAUUUUCAGACUUGUAAAGUGGAAGGUGCAUGGUCACUGGUUCAGAACAGAUAUAUAGUGAUUAUGGUCACAAACAACCCAGUAAAAGACCAUGCAGCAGCAACUGCCACAAGCAAGUUGACUGUUGUGAUAAAGAAGAAUGAAGACUGUGCUUCACGUGAUUUUGUAACAUACAAAGCUCACACAAAUAACCUGCCAGGAACAUUUGAAAAUGGCCUAUCUGCUGUAGGCCCUGAUGAAAGUGUCGCCAUCCGAGUGAUGGAUCCUGGGAAACAUGUACAAAUUUAUUUAAGGUUCAUUGAUACAACCAUACGGGUGCGACAAAUUGGUCGCUAUUUCACUUUUGCCAUAAAAAUGCCACAGGAAAUUGUGGAACAGUCACUAGACAAUGAUACUCAGCAAUUAUGUGUGCAAGGAUGCCCUGAACAAGAGCAAAUUAAUUAUAAAAAAUAUCUGGCAGAAAAAAGGAGAAUUAUAGACGGGCAUCAAGGGGACAUCGCAAUGACCAGUGAUAAAGCAAGUGAAUUGUGUCGGAAGUCACAUGUUGUGGAUUUUUACUUUGAUUCAUGUGUAUUUGAUCUCAUGACCACUGGAGACGAAAGUUUUACUGUAGCAGCACAACAGUUGUCAAAAGAUUUAACAGAUCUUUCACCAGAAAUUGUGAAAACUCAGGGAAACCGAACACGUUUGAUAGAAAUCCUUCCCUCAAGUGGCUGUAGAGUGAAUAGUGACUUUAUUCUGUGGACUUGUGCUUUAGCUGUUCUUUUAUGUUUAUUAUUUCAACAAAGGACUUCAUAACAAAGGUAACAUAUUCAGGCAAUGGCAAGACAUUCAUGUCACUUUCAGUAUAUCUAGAUACUUUUUUCUGGUAGUAUUUGCCCAGUGCUGAAACAAUAAUGAAAUUUUAUGCAUGGAAAUUGUAGCAAAGCUAAAUGCAAGGGACGAAUGUUAUUGGAGGGGGUGGUGGUGGUUGGUUUGGGGAGGGGUGCAGUAAGAGAUCUGAAGAUAAGACAAUUAAGGCCAUUCAAGUUUUUUCUCUGUUUCAUGUUCACCUAAUAUGUUGACGGUGCGACCGUUGGGGCGAGCGCAGUAUUCACUUCAUUAUUAUGAUCCGCCUCUUCAAACCGCACGAGACAUUUGGAACGUCUAGACUGUGACGUCACAUGACGUUGUAUGUUAGCUGCAUUUCCAUAAACAAAGUUUAAAAAGUGCAAAUAUUUUAACAAAGAACGUUUAAUCUACUAUCUGCAUGCAAUAUCCAUUAAAUUAAGGUGAGUUUUUUAGUUGUUGUCACGAAGCGUGAACGAAGUUAGCAGCGAGAACAAGAAGCGAUGCAUUGUGGGUCAGAAUUACUGCGGAAAAAAAUUCUAUUGAAUGAAUGUGCAGUAGUCCGAAUUUUCUCUUCGCCCAGGCGUUGUCGUUAGAGCUCGCAGUGACGAGCGGCGCUUUGCGCCGCUCGCUGCGCUCGCUAUUAUUCAUGAACCUACCUAUCUAUUCACAAAAAACCCCCCACACAAGCCAAAAUGUAAAACACAGAUUUCAUAGUUAUAAAAAUGACAUCAUUUGAAGGAUUUUUGAUUUCAUUAUUCUAUUUUUCUGGUAGAAAAUCUAUUCCUUUGCAAAUGAAGGUAGUAAAAAUGCUAAGUAUUUACUAAUUUGACAGAUUUUAUUUCUAAAGAAAUUGACAGAAUUCAGAGGUCUCUAUAAAAAAAAAAAUCAAUUCAGGACUUUUUGGUUUUUCUGAUCCAAGUUGUGUAAAACCAAAACUCAUGAUGCUUAACACAGAAAAAAAACUUAGUAUGGCCCAGUUGCAUCAUAGAAAAGAAAACAACCAGAAUAAUCACGUGAAUUAAUUUUUUUCUUAUGUAUCUGCCAUUGCAUAGUGCUUUGCAAUCAAUUUCUCUUAGAUUGUUGACCUGGAGCAGCUGGGACUGCCCACCAUUUGAUUAUACAACAAAUAAAGAUGAUACUUCUGUAAUGUAAUAUUACAGAUGAUAAUUUUCCUGGCACUUAUGAGAAAAUUGUUCUUUUGCUUGGAAUGAUCCAAUCAAUUUCUUUUUAUAUCUCAUGAAGUUGGCUCUGUAACAUUUCUACUUCUCUAUGCUGGUGUCAGAAUGGAGAUGCAAACACAUGUAAUUCAGCAACAAAGCAAUUGAUUUUUCUUUUUUCCCUUAGUUUUUAAUGAAGACUAUAUAUAUUGGAAGUGACAUGAAUUUUUUGAAGCAGAGUCUGAAUAUGAUUGUGUAAUUUUUUUUGUUAUGUGAGAAAACCACCCUUUUUCAUGAGAAUUAGAGACUUUGUUUGGAUUAAUGGAUUACAUAUUAUAUGUAUAUGAUACCCAUUUAUGAUUGAUGCCAAAAAUACAGUAUUUUGUUAUAUGCUGAAUUAAAACAAAACCCACUUUAAUUAAAAUGUAGUGUCAGGGAAUAUAUGUAAUUGAUAAGCUAUGAUUAUAAAGGAAGUGGGUAUGAAUUUCGUGCAUGUUUCUUUCUGUACACGGGUGAAUGAUGGAUGUAGGGUGUACGAGAUACACAUUGUGUGAAUUAUGCAUGUAUAUAUGUGGAAACAGUGUGUGAAAAGUCUGGCAUCAAUGUUUUUGAGUCUGUGUAUGUUAUAAAUGUAUAUAAAAAUGCCAACUGCUGAUUGCACUGAACAAUUGAUUAUUUGUUAUUGAAAUUUUCAGUAGAUUUAAGUAUGUGAAACUUCAUAGCUUGACAAUUCAGAAUAUUGAAUUCCAUACAUACACAUGUACAGUUGUGUUCUGGCCCUCUUGUUCUUUGUGCCAGUCAUGUUUAAAUAAGCCCCCAUAUUGAUUUUCUCAUCUAAAAUAUCUUGGAUUUUUAGAACCCCAGCCACAAAGAUUUAGUGUUAUUAGGUGUAAAUUCUAGAGACCAGAGCUAUCAAAAGAUACCUAAGAAAGCUUUUUAAAACUGUUUGUUGAAAUAAAGAUCGAGCAACUUGUUUGCAACCUUUAGUUUGGUGUUAUCAAACUUAACACAAACUAAGUAUUGCAUAAUUUGGUCACACACUUUCAAGUAGGCAUAAAAUUGUAAUUUCUCAUUAUUAACUUUAUUGUUUUCUCAGUAUAUAUAUAUAUAUAUAUCUUUUAUUGGUAAAUUAUGAGAGGGCCUGAAUCAACUGGAAAAUGCAGAGUCAGUUUGUGUAGACUCCCCAACUCUUUCUGAAAAAUGACAAAAAAGCAAUAAAAUUGUUGAGUAUUUAUA